AUGGAGCUGCAGUUCAGGCACAUCUUCCACACCUCCAUGGCCUACGAGGAGAACGUGCUGGGUGUCACAGCGGCACAAGCGCGCACGGUGGCCGUCGUGUUGCCGUACGUGACCAUGCAUGACGAUUGUUUUGCCUCUCCUUCGCACCGCGGCGUCUCCAACAGAAGCGUUGCAUUUCCACGGACCCUGCCACGCCCACGGGCUCGCGCCUCUAGCUCCUCCCCGCUCGGCCCUGCUCCGUGCGCGCCGGCCCCCUCCUCGUCCACCGGCCGCUCGCUGCCGCACCUCGGCGCGCACCUGCCGGUCCUCAUCGCGCCCCGGCGGCCCCGCCCCUCCGCCACCGGCCUCGCGCGCCGCGGCCCGCGCAGCUUGGCUCCUCCCCGCCGGCCCCGCGCUCAGCCGUCGGGCCGCCACCACCUCGACUCCUCCGCCGCCGCCAGGCAUGAGCAGGAGGGGGAGCAGGGGACGAGGCGCCCCUCUCCUGGAGCUUGCGGCCGCCCCGGCCCCCUGGAGCUUGCGGCCGCCGGCCCUGGAGCUCCGGCCCCGGAUGCACGACUCCUCCCCUGCUCCUCCUCCGCCUGCGAGCUGUUGCGGCCGCCCAAGGCCCACCGCCGCUCGCCACGCUCGCUCCGCCGCUCGUGGCCGCCCGAGGCCCGCCGCUGCUCGUGCAGGCCGCCCGCCACACCCGCUCGGAGACGCGCGUGGGGGCGGCGCGCCUCUACGCGCGUCCGCGUUCGGCCCGCGCCGGAGACGCGCGUGGGGGAGGACGCGCCUGAGCGCACCCGCAGGAGCGCCGCCCCCCUUGUGCAACCUCGACCCCGGCAAGGACGCGCGCGGCCGAGGACGAGCAGCCCCGGCGAGGUGGCCGCGGAGCAGGAGGCCACGGAUCAGGUGGCCGUCGACGUGGCCGGCGAGGGCGCCGAGGACGAGGAGGAGACGAGGAGGGACGAGGCGAUGGAGCUGGAGCGGAUCGGGAGCCAGUGCCGCGCGGUGCGGUCGCGGUCGGGGCGGCCGCCGCCGCUCGUCCCGCGGUCGCACUCCACGGGCCACUCCCUCGCGACGCGCCUCGACGGCGACCUCGAGCAACGGGAGUUUGCAUUCGAGGAGAGAGGAUGUAUAUCUUAG
Panicum virgatum (switchgrass) is the source of this 1125-nucleotide messenger RNA. RefSeq names its product predicted GPI-anchored protein 58. Lineage: Eukaryota; Viridiplantae; Streptophyta; Magnoliopsida; Poales; Poaceae. The record is from RefSeq and is a predicted model, not a curated record. The transcript has 4 exons. Bases 1 to 1125 code for a protein of 374 amino acids.